Penaeus vannamei (Pacific white shrimp) is the source of this 3828-nucleotide messenger RNA. The record is from RefSeq and is a predicted model, not a curated record. NCBI's taxonomy places the organism in Eukaryota, Metazoa, Arthropoda, Malacostraca, Decapoda, Penaeidae.
UUCUUUACAGUGUGAGGGAACUGAGUGGUGCUAAUAUUGCCCAGUUGUGGGCAAUUGUACACCUAGUGACAUAGGUGGAAUAAAAACAUGGAUAGCGUUGGGACCCCUUCCUCGGGGGGGUUGUCAUUGGUUGGGGGUACUGUCCUCAGUGUCUGUGAUGGGAUGACCUACACACAACUGCUUGACCAUGGCUAUGGUUUAACCCCCAUUACACCUAGCAACUCCAAAGAGACGCCCACAGUAACUCCCGGACGUACACAAAGUGUAAAACGCCGGUUGGUACUAGAGGAAGGGGGUGUUGAUGGGGAGGGGUUCAGAACACCCACGAAGACUGCCAGACGCGCUAGGCAGAAAUCAGUCUCAGCUACACACUACACUCCCUCACCGUCCAAGGGGAAAACUCCAGCCGUCCCUCCGGCACCAUCCCCGGGUAAGUCCUCAAGAUACGACACCUCCCUCGGGCUCCUUACAAAACGCUUUGUUGACCUACUCCAGUCGGCACCUGAUGGCACUGUUGAUCUCAAUAGGGCCUCUGACAUGCUGUCUGUGCAGAAGAGGAGAAUAUAUGAUAUCACAAACGUCUUAGAGGGAAUUGGUCUAGUCAACAAAAAGUCCAAAAAUAAUGUUCAGUGGCUAGCUUCACGGAUGAGCAGUCAAAAUUUAGAGGGUGAUGUUGAACAUCUUGCUUCCAAAGAAAAUGAACUUGACAGAUUAAUAGAACAAGCAGAGAGAGACCUCCUGCAGAUGAGUCAGGACAAAAGAUAUGCCUACAUUACAUACCAUGAUCUUCACACCAUCCGAUAUUAUAAAGACAAAACUGUGUUUGCUGUGAAAGCGCCACCUGGAACACAAUUACAGGUCCCACAAGAGGUCAAAGAGCAGGGUUAUAAAAUUCACUUGAAGAGUGAAAAUGGUCCAAUUGAAGUAUUCUUAUCAGAAUCCAGUAUUGGGGAAAGCCCUAUUAAACAGAGUCCAAUCAAACAAAGUCCACUAAAGACAAGCCCACUCAGGACCCCAUUGCCAGCCACUUCAAGGGCAAAGCUAAGACCCACACGGACAAGAGCUAGCAAGGCCUUGCUACAAACCCAAAAACCUGAGCUGACCACACCAAAGAAGGAGCCUUUAUCCCCUAGCCUGGUUAACAUAAAGACUGAGCUACCAGACCCCGAUGAAGGUGACGACCCUCUAGGACCCUCUCCAAGCUUAGAUUUAGAUGAUGACAGUAUCCGUAGUGCCCUUAUAUUGGGUUCUGAUGAUUUGGGACCUGUUGGUGGUAAGCUUCAGCUUCAGAUGGAGGACCAGAGUGAAGGUGGAUCUGAAGACUUAAUGCUUGGCUACUCUUCUGGGUCUUCACCGCCACCAUUCCUUGCCCUAGAGCCACCGAUUUCAGAUACAGACUACACCUUUUCUCUUGAUCACACGGAGGGCCUAAGUGAUCUCUUUGAUUUUAAUUUCUGACCGCGCGGGGUUUAGUUCAGGGAGUGUUUUGUAAAGGCUUGAGAUCUUUUCAUGCAAAAUCAGUUAGAUAUAAUCUGCAUUAGCAUUAUUCUAAUUAUUGUUAUUUUUAAUAUAUAUAUUUUUUCUUAUCACAAUAAUUCCUACAGACUUGCACCUCCAUGACGAGAGUGAUUUGAACCAUAAUUUCCUCUUCAUGUAUUUUAUAGACCAAAGCUUGGUUUUUGUCUUGCUUAGAAUCCCUCUAUUUUUCUCUCCUGUCAAUAUGGGUUCUAUAGUCUAUUAUAGAAAGAAAAAUAUUCCAGGAAUGAAAUUAUUUAUAUAUAGAUAAGAAUUAAGCACUGGUAUUUGUUAUCAGUGCAGAAUAUUUAUAUAAAGGAAAUGUCAUCGAAGAGACUUAUCUGUGGUGACAUUUCUGACAGUUUAACUUGAUACAGCAUCUAGCUUUUGAUGUAGCCAUCCCCUCUCCAUUCUUGUUGAAAGACAAUUUUUUAUUUUGUAGAAGUUUUGAAAUGAAUGAGGAGGUGAUAACAGACCCUAGAAAUGGCACAGUUUUUGAGUGGUCCAAUCCAGUUCCACACCGUGAUUCUGCCUUCAGUGGCAAUCUAGUUACUGCUUUCAUUUCUAUGAAUGCUGAGAGCAUACUGUUUAAUCAUGCAGUUCAUUUUGCAUUCCUUGUAUAGAGAACACUUCCCAAACUGCUGUACUAUUAAUAUUUUUUAAUAUGAUUGUAGUCAUAUUUUCCUAUGCACUGUCUGUGGUAUAUCAUGGGGUGUAAGACCCACAAUUAUGUGCUUAGAUGCUGAGUGCUGCCCCUCAUCCUUCCAUUAUCUUAAUGGAUACACAAGAAAAUUAUUCUUGCUUUACUCUGAAUGAUUUAUUUUUGUGCCAAGGAAGUGGCUGUCGGCAUGACAGUAAAUUUUCACUUGCUUUAAAUAGUUCGUCCACAAAUCACAAAAGCUGACACAAUUAUCUCCAGUCAAGAUGCCUUAAUCAAUAUUUUAAUUCUAUUACUUGUAUGGUAUUUCUACUGUCUUCACAGUUAAAAAAAUGGUCAUUCUAUUCUGCCAUUAAAGGUAAUUGAAUAUUGACAGUUGCAGAUUGAGAUUUUUUGUAUAAUUGGGUACUGCAAAGAAUUUUGUUCAAGUGUUAGCAUUUACAGUGCCUGGGAUGUGUGGAGGAGCAGCCAAUAAAAACUAUAGGAUUUUGUAAUUUCAUCCGCACUAGUUGUUUAACAACUUCGAAGACAUGGGAUUAAAUUGUCCAGUCCCAAAGGCAUUGUAUUGAACAUUUUGCUUUUCUGCUAAGGCUUGUAAAGCUUCUUUUUCUUCCACCUGACCCUCCCAUUUUGUUUUCUUCUUUUGCAUGUGUUAAUUGUACAUGAUUUUGCACCCAAUUUCACUGCCAUGCUGAUACACAUGAAGUCACUUAAGUAGAGCCAUCAGAUCAGAUUUGUGCCAGACCCAGUGGACCUGAAUUUCAACGCUCCAAUAUGGCAGUGCCAGUAAAUUUUAUUUUUUUAAUUUCAAAUGUAAAAGUUAAUUGUUAACUGGUCUCAAUCUCAAACUUGGAUUUGUCCUCUGUAUAUUUAUAAAUAAUAACAAAUGUUUUUUAUUUUUAUUUAUUUUCGUUUUGAUUUGUUUUUUUGUUUUUUGCUUUUUAAUUUUACAGGAAAAUAUUUUAGCUUCUUUAAUGACAUUAACGAUCGGUGAUUAGCCAUAUAGUGUGUUGUGUGUUAUGUUUAAAGUGGGGGGAAAAGAUCACUUGCAAACAAAUCUGCAUUGUACAUGAUAGGAAAUGACUGUCAAGGAAGUGCAGUGCUUAAAGACCAAGUGGAGAAAACCAGAAGCCAAUGGGAUUUUAAUCUAUUUCUUGUGUUGAAGAUGAGAUAUUUUGCCAAUCCUCUCAGUUGAUCAUAGAAGAGAGAAGCUGCAAGUCUGGAAGGUGUGUCAUUAUGAGUAUGUGUGUGUGUUUGUGUGUGUGCAUGUGUGCAUUUAUGUAUAUAUCUAGAUGCAGGAAGUUGUCCCAAAUGGCAUGCAAUCACUGAUCAUGUUACCUGAAUAUUGGCGCUCCAAUUUUGCUACAAGUUGUAUUGCUCAUGUCUGAGGGAGACAUCACAAAGAUGUUUCUAAAGUUUUUCAUUUCAUGUAAAUUGAUGGUUUUAAGUACAAAUUAUAUUCAUUCACUGACACGGCUGUGACAAGGAACACCCAAUGGUAGUGUUUAGUUUUUAUUCAAAAUUCUUUUCUUUUCAGUUUUAUACUGAUGUUAGUGGUUGUCAAACAAAAAUUCCCAUACCAGGACUUUUCACAGCAGUGUCUGAAUGACACAUAUUUGUUAUAAAGAUGGAAAUAAGAGAUAUAUGGAAUAGAA